Messenger RNA from Schistosoma rodhaini, 919 nucleotides. The record is from the annotation of a GenBank genome assembly. NCBI's taxonomy places the organism in Eukaryota, Metazoa, Platyhelminthes, Trematoda, Strigeidida, Schistosomatidae.
AGAUUCGAACCCAGGACCUACCAUGAAAUACUGAAAUCUCAGCAAAACCUUUUCUGAAUGAAUCAAACGUUGAUUAAAGAUAAACAACAAUAUCAAUAUAAGAGGUGAUGAUCGAACAAAUUCUUUUGUGUUGCAUUUAUUUAAUGGGUUAAAUAAAAGAAUGAAUGAAUUAAAAUAAAGUAAGGUGGAGAACGUUUAUUUAUUAAUUAUCAAGUGGAAACUUUUGGCAAUAAUAUCAGUCCGCAUCAUGAUAACUUUCUUAAAAUUCUAGCAGACAAGAAUCACUGUCAUCCAAUGCUUCAAAGGAAGUUUGAAAUAAUAAAGAAACAUUGAGUGUUUUUUUUAACCAUGAGUAUUUUUAUUUCCAAUUUUAAUUAGUAUAGUGUACUGAAAAGCUUUCCGGUAUCUUAAUUAAAAAGCAAACUAUACAAAACCCUUACUUAUUAGAAAUAACUUUUAAAAGAGAACAAUCUUUUGAAGAUUAUGGAGACUAAUUAAACUACUUAUAUCAGAUGUAUAUUUGACAUGAAGUUCAAAGAAACCAAUUCAUGACAAGUUUUUCAAUGAAAUGACAUUUAACUAUUCUAUGUGUUUAUUUUUUUAAUAUUUUUGUAGAUAAAGUACGCAAAUAAAAAUGAAAACACAAUUGUCCGAAUUCUUCACUAUACUGUUGUUAACCAUUUUGGUCUUAUUCGUGGUUGACGUAUAUAGUUUAUCUGAAGAACAAAAUUCUCAUAAACCUUUCUAUGAUCCACUCUAUGAAUACAAUGACUACAUCAACCAGGAAAGAACUCCAAACAAACGCUAUAUUAGAUUUGGAAAAAGAGGAGCUGACGAUGUCAUGAGUUACGAUGGUAUUCCAGCGUUAGCACGACAUAAACCCUACUCUUUAUAUGAUCUCUUAAAAGAAAGACAAUAG